CCGGUUUGGUGAAACAAAAACAGACAGAGGAAGCAGCUGUGAGAGGAGGACGGCCCGCCCGACGACGAGGUGAUUUGUUCCAGAAAAGGUGUCCACAGUGUAAACACAGACGGAGAGAGGGGGGACCUGCACACACAAACACACACACACACACAGACGCACACACCAGCGCGCACAGACCGAUUUGGACACCCAGCCAUGGUGAAGAUCAGCUUCCAGGCUGUCGCGGGACAGAAAGUGGAGAAGGAGAAUGAUGGCGAUAAGACUGAAAUCCUCAUCCCUCAUCCUCUGGAUGAGGACGAGCUGGUCCUUCCACUGCGGCCCAAAAAGAGCCCCCUCAACGGGCUGUGCUGCCUGACGUUCGGCCUGGUUGUGUUCAUGGCCGGUCUGGUCCUUGCCUCCAUUUACGUCUACCGUUACUACUUUAUACCUCAUAUCCCAGAGGAGAACCUGUUCCACUGCAGGGUGCUGUACGAAGACUCUGCGUACGCUCCGUUGCGUGGGCGUCAGGAGAUCGAGGAAAAUGUUGGCAUCUACUUGGCCGACAACUACGAGAAGAUCACCGUGCCUGUGCCUCACUUCGGAGGCAGUGACCCCGCUGAUAUAAUCCAUGACUUCCACAGAGGAUUGACCGCCUACCAUGACAUAGCUCUGGACAAAUGCUACGUGAUAGAGCUCAACACCACCAUCGUGAUGCCGCCACGCAACCUCUGGGAGCUUCUAAUCAACGUCAAGAAGGGAACAUACUUGCCUCAGACCUACAUCAUCCACGAGGAGAUGGUGGUGACUGGGAGAGUGCACAACAUGCGUCAGCUGGGACCGUUUAUCUACCGCCUGUGCAACGGAAAGGACACGUACCGCCUAAGCCGGCGUGUCACCCGCAGACGCAUCGACAAGCGCGAGGCGAAGGACUGCCACCACAUCCGUCACUUCGAGAACACAUUUGUGGUGGAGACGGUUAUCUGCGAUGAAGCGUAAGCGCGGCGGUGAUCCGUGACAACCCAACCCCCCAAAAGGCACAGCUCCAUCACCACCCCAGCCACUGUAGCAUCCUCCUGUGGAUCUGAUCUUGUCUGAGUCGCACUUUACUCGUUCAUUUGGAUUGUUAAGAUGUUUUUUCUUAAUUCCUACCUGAAUGUUUUUUUUUUCUAUACCCCUUGGUACCCUGACAUGUGAUGCAAUACUAAGCUGCUGGUUUUAUCACAGGAUUUUCCUUGUAGCACAGUCUUUAAGCCAAUAAUGAACACAAUUGCAAGACCUCUCCUCUCCCUCUGGGGAUCUGUUGUUCCUGCUUGGGGAGUUGAUGGUCUCCACGUGUUGCUGAGGUGACUGCACUUUUGUUUUCUCUGCGGCACACGAGCUGUCUCUAAGUUCUUCUUACACAAUCAUCCAUGCAGAGCAUGAUGUCUUGCUUUCUUGUGCAAACAUUGAAAUGUUUUCUCUCAUGGUCUCUUAAAUGUAAACAUGUAACUGCUGAUAACUAGUUGCUUGCUUGCAUAUUUAUCCCCUUGCCUGCGUCCUUACUUCACCUCCUGCUUCUCAUUUCCUUCUUUAAGAGAACUGUCACAAAGUAGACAUAAGAGGAGGUUGCAUUGGGAAAUAGAUUGCAUCCACAUGUUUGUAUAUCAUUAGAAUUGAAACGAGUGAACAUUGUAGUUCUUUUUGAUGCUCUCAAUAGUCAUCAGCUUUUUUAACUCACUUUGAAUCAUUGCCUUUGUGAACCUUUAUAAGAUAAUGUCUGUUUUCCCUUGCAUGUCUUAUAAGAAAAAACAGCACUGUUAGAAUGUUUUGUAAAACAACGUUUCAAGCCUUAAUCCAGAGACUGGAUUAAAGUCAAAGCUACUGAUAUGAGAGCAUAAUACAUGUCUGUUAGUUAAACAAACAAAACCAACUUUGAGCUGUAUAUUUUGUCUGCUGAUGAAAUCUGUCUGUGAAUAAAGUAGUGAAAAUAAG
Molecule: messenger RNA, 1953 nt
Organism: Notolabrus celidotus (New Zealand spotty)
Lineage: Eukaryota; Metazoa; Chordata; Actinopteri; Labriformes; Labridae
Gene: itm2ca
Product: integral membrane protein 2Ca
Exons: 6
Coding region: 199-978 (259 amino acids)
Biological process (GO): negative regulation of amyloid precursor protein biosynthetic process
Cellular component (GO): extracellular exosome; Golgi apparatus; plasma membrane
Molecular function (GO): amyloid-beta binding
Source: RefSeq, a predicted model, not a curated record